This is a messenger RNA of Torulaspora delbrueckii, 1254 nucleotides long. It is a transcript of the gene AIM22, whose product is annotated as putative lipoate--protein ligase. NCBI's taxonomy places the organism in Eukaryota, Fungi, Ascomycota, Saccharomycetes, Saccharomycetales, Saccharomycetaceae. Gene Ontology annotation, biological process: protein lipoylation. The transcript has a single exon. Gene Ontology annotation, molecular function: lipoyltransferase activity. The record is from RefSeq and is a predicted model, not a curated record. The coding region runs from base 1 to 1254 and encodes 417 amino acids. Gene Ontology annotation, cellular component: cytoplasm; mitochondrion.
AUGGAGGUACUGGGUAAAAGACUGAUCACACCAGUGAUACGCUUUAGGGUACAGGCAUUUUCGUUUUCACGAUACAUCUAUUCACGUUCUUAUAGCCAACAAUCACCGUUUGACCUAGAAGAUGAGGAUGAGAAAUUCAAGGAUAUCAAUCAAAUGUACGUUGAGAUGUUUACUGACAACGAUGAUACAAAAUUGACCAGCAAGAAUGAGGGAUCAAAGCAACCCAGCUCCGAUCUUGACGAAUUGAACGAUGACAUGAAUGACUUGCUUAAUGUUGGCUAUCACAAGCUGACCACUACAGAGCUGGAGGAAAAGGUCAAGGCUCCCGGUAGAUUCAUUUUACAGAGUCUUUCCAAUAAUCCAUAUUACAACCUGGCCAUUGAAAGUUAUGUCUUCUCUCAUACGCCCGUUGAGCAGAAUGUUCGCACCGCAUUUGACAGUCAAAGGCUUUUGUUUUAUGUUAAUCGGGACUGUGUGGUCAUUGGCAAGAAUCAAAAUGUAUGGAGAGAACUACAUGUCAACGCUGUUCAAGAAAGAGGCUAUGAACUCAUGAGACGAUUCUCUGGAGGCGGCACAGUGGUCCAUGACCAGGGAAAUGUCAACUACUCAUUCAUAACUUCAAGGGAAGAGUUUCGCCGAGAAUAUUUCAACCAAUUGAUAGUAGCCAGUUUGAAGGCGUCACACCCAAACUUAGAUUUGAAGCUUAAUGGCAGAGGUGAUAUAGCUUUAGGAGAUAGGAAGGUCAGCGGCAGCGCAUACAAGAUCUCACGCGGUAAAUCCUAUCAUCAUGGUACAAUGUUGAUACGAUCUAACCUCGAUCAAUUUCAUGGGUUAUUAAAGCCAGACUCACUGAAAGGUAUAACCUGGAAGUGCAACAGUGUUGAUAGCGUUCGAUCUGCAGUUGAAAAUGUACCUCUUGAUUCGACUCAGCAAUUCAUUGACGUAUGCGCAGACGGCUUCAAGCAACGGUUUAAAACACAAGAAGGAGAUGAAAUACCAAUUUAUUACUGUGAUGAGGAUAUGACUAUGAAUGACGAGAUAAAAAAUUACAUGUCGACGCUAUGCAGUGACGAAUGGAAAUACAUGAGCGGCCCCAGGUUCGAAGUUCGACUCGAAUCUAGCGGCCACUCGAUUGCAGUUGAAAAAGGUGUUAUUGUUGAAAGCUCCAUUCCAACCAUAAUAGGCACCAGCUUUUUAGAUUUCACGAGAAAUUUGUCCCAGUUUGAUGACAUCGAUCCUGAACUGAUUCUGUAA